This is a messenger RNA of Pseudophryne corroboree (corroboree frog), 733 nucleotides long. Its product is annotated as shootin-1-like. Gene Ontology annotation, cellular component: cell leading edge; axonal growth cone; cytoplasm. Lineage: Eukaryota; Metazoa; Chordata; Amphibia; Anura; Myobatrachidae. The annotation marks the transcript as partial. The transcript has 7 exons. Gene Ontology annotation, biological process: neuron projection morphogenesis; positive regulation of neuron migration. The record is from RefSeq and is a predicted model, not a curated record.
AUGUUCUGCUCUGUUGUGGCCCCCGGCAGUGAUGUAGUGGUCUCUGACCGUGAUGUAUGCUGGGACACGUUCUGCUCUGUUCUGGCCCCGGCAUACGACAAGGUCAGGCAGCAGCGCGAUGAGGCCGUCAGAAGGUUGGAAGAGUUCAAUAAAAGGUUAAAGGAGAAGAUGAUGAGCGACACCAACAACACCUCAACGCAGAGAGCAGGUUUCCUCUCUACAGCGCUGGACCGGUACCAGAAAAAGAAUUCGCUAGAGGCUUACCAAAUACACUUGGAAUCGCAUGUCAUGCGCUGGCUUGUUUCUCACAUGGUCAUUGAGGAGGUCAGCUUCAUGCAGAACAACCUGGAGAUAGAGAAGACGUGCAGAGAGAGUGCCGAGGCGCUAGCAUCACAGCUGAACAAGGAGAACAAGAACCUGAAACGAAUCAGCAUGCUGUAUAUGGCCAAGCUGGGCCCGGACGUCAUCACUGAGGAGAUAAACCUGGAUGAGCCAUCCACUGAGGGGGACGCUGGGGUCUGCACCUCUCUGGCCUGUCAGCAGAAAUUGAAAGAACUUCAGGAACAAAUUCUUUCUGUAGAGGAGAAGAAGAAAACCGUGAGCAUAGAACUGGAGGAUCUGCGCUCCAAACUACUGGAUCUAAUAAGCGAGGUGAACGUCACGAAGAAGGAAAAUGUAAUGCUGAAUAAAGAAGUGUUUGAUCAGCGUAAACUUCUUGAAAAGUACAACAGAG